Molecule: messenger RNA, 3234 nt
Organism: Pygoscelis adeliae (Adelie penguin)
Lineage: Eukaryota; Metazoa; Chordata; Aves; Sphenisciformes; Spheniscidae
Gene: HPS4
Product: Hermansky-Pudlak syndrome 4
Exons: 12
Coding region: 1-2121 (706 amino acids)
Biological process (GO): vesicle-mediated transport
Source: RefSeq, a predicted model, not a curated record
AUGCUUUGCUUUUUUAGGUGGAAUUACUUUUUCCUUUAUGAUGGUUCGAAGGUUAAGGAAGAAGGAGAUCCUACAAGUGCCGGGAUUUGUUAUUUUUAUCCUUCUCAGACUCUUCCCGACCAGCAGGAACUGCUGUGUGGACAGAUUGCCGGAGUGGUGCACUGCGUGACUGAGAUUUCUGGAGUUCCUCCAAGUCUCAUUCGCCUGAGGAAGCUCAAGUUUGCAGUUGUAGUGGAUGGAGACUAUCUGUGGGUUCUGGGCUGUGCUGUUGAGCUCCCUGAUGUCAGCUGUAGACGGUUUCUGGAGCAGCUGAUCAGCCUCUUCACUUUCUACAAUGGACCUGUGCACCGUGCGUACAUGGCAUUUUCUCAGGAGGAACUGAGCAGGCAGUGGGACAGAUAUAUUGAACAUAUCCAAAAAAACACCAGUGACCUCCACAAGAUUUUCAAUUCUCUCUGGAAUCUGGACAAAACCAAGGUGGACCCCCUGCUCUUACUGAAAGCAGCUCUCAUCUUGCAAACUUGCCAGCGGUCUCCCCAUGUCUUGGCGGGCUGCAUUCUCUACAAAGGCUUGAUUGUGAGCACCCAGCUGCCACCUCCUCUCACUGCCAAAGUUCUCCUCCAAGGCAAUGGGUCUCCAGGCCAGAGUGAGCCUGGAGGUGAGGAGCAGCGGGAGCCUGAUUCUCCAUUGCCGCAGGGUGUCUGUAUCAUCCCGGUAUUCCUAACAGAAGAUGAAGUCUCAGUGCUCCGAGACUUUCCGGUGGAGUGGAUGACUAGGUCAUCAGUGUCUCCAGCAAGCCCUAGAGGAGAGAAGAAUGCUUUCUGCUCCCAGGCAGUUGCAGAAUCAACAGGAGUUUGUGAAAACCAGGACCUGAAUAAUAUCUCUGUGCAGGAGUCCCCUGAGCAAGCUUCAAGCACAGCUGCAUCAGAAGAUGCUGGGCAAUCAGGCAGCCUUGCAAACACAGGUCCUUUGAAGGGCUUCCCUGAAAUGGAAGCCAGUACAAAGGAUUCUCCAACUGCAAAACUGAGCAGCCCAGACAGCAAAAGUUCAGAGCUCAGUAGAAAAGCAUCCUUGCCAUUAGAGAGAGACACGAAGCAGCUGCCAAGCCCUUUCACACUCCAUACUGCUGAAUAUGCUCAAACUACAGGUCCGUAUCUGGAAGGGUUUUCCUUUCCGAACCCUUAUGCCCGGGAGCAGGAGAGUCAGAGCAUGGGGAAAUCCCUUGUGGACUAUGGUGUUGAGCAAUGCAGUUUCCAAAGUUAUCCUGCAACCAGUGGCAGUCUGGCUAUUUGCUCUCCUGCCCAAGAGUUGAGCAGAAGGAAAUCAAGUGAACAAGACGAGCAAGGGACUAUGAGCCAAAAUAGUGUCUCUGGAGAAAGCAGUGGUGCAGCUGGUGGCAAUGUGUGGGGUUUGGAUUGUCCAGCCACUGCUGUGCAACCAGAGCUCCAAAGCAGGAGUCAGCUGCCAGCUGUAGAGGUUCAGGAGAGUCUGCCCGGUGACCCAGCAGAGAACAUGCACUGUCCCAGGAGCAGGGAGAAUGGCUGGCCGCCUCAGGUGGACAGUCUGGGCGCCCAGGCUGGUGUGCAGUCAGGCAAACAGUGCAAACCAGUUAAAAUGAGCUUGUAUGUUCACUGUGUUAAGGGGCUUGUGCUCUCCCUGCUGGCUGAAGAUCACCUCCGAGAGGACCAGAGUUCCAUUGAAGAUGUGUACCACAGCAGUCUGGCUUCUCUGAACGGCCUCGAGGUUCAUCUGAGGGAGACUCUGCCCAAAGACUCCUCUUCCUCAGCCAAGACAACCUACAGCUUCACUCACUAUGAUUGUGUUCAGAACGUACUCACGGCCAACCUGCCCCAUACACCUGGCCCUCUGGAUCGGCACUUCCUGAGAGCUGCUACGCUGAUCCACUCCGACUUCAACCAGCUUCCGACUGCUUCAGAAAUGAUAAUUAGGAAUGCCUCUACAGCCGUGUACGCCUGCCGGAAUCCCGUCCAGGAAACCUACUUCCAGCAGCUGGGUGCUCCGCUCCGCAACUCAGGUGUCCCCAACCCUCAUGACAGUGCAUUCAGCUUGCCGAGCAAGGCCAAGCAAAAGCUGCUGAAGCAUGGAGUGAACCUGCUUUGAACUGAUGCAUUGAGGCAACAUGUCUCAGCCUGUGCUGAAAGUUAGUUCAUCUUCAAUAAGUAAAAUCUCAAAGCCAUUUAUUCCUUAGGAGGCGCAAGGCUCUGUGCUACAUCUAUGGGGUCUCCAGCCUGCCUUGUCCUGAGGAAGGGGCACUCUUACUGCCCUGUUCCUGCAGCACAUUUUGUGCUAGUGCAGAGUAUCGUUGACAUUAGCACUUACCAAAGGCUGCAGAUAGAAAAUAGCUGUGUUGGGAUGCUUGGUUUACAUUGACUGUAGGACUAUUCAUGGUGCUCUGCUGCCACAGGCAGAGACUCCUGGAGUGCCUUGACCUAAAGUGAAACCUCUUCUUGCUCUAAGCUAUACAGACACCAGGCUGCUGGGCAGUACUGGCUUUCAGAGAUGUCAGUCAGACACUGCAUCUGCCUGGAGUUCUGUGCCUACACUUGCCUUGGUCAGACUUGGGCUUUAUUUAUAUCUCUUAAUCUAUAGAAAUGAUUCCCUGCCACGACGUAAUGCCUUACCUUGAUUAACAGAGCCUGCAUGUUCGCAGACUAACUGGAAUAGAACAAGUGCUGCAACACUCAUAAUCCUCCUACAGGUGCUGUCAGGAGGUUUUUAUACUGUAGCUGAAUCUGGGAGAUCCUUGUCCCUCCACGCGUGCCUGAUUGGUGAUUGUGCAGCACAGUGCUGCCUUCCCUGCUGCCCACCAACUGCCAGCCUCUCAAGGGGCUGUGGUGAUGGUGGUGGUGUGAAUGCACUACACCUCCUGCCUGCUUCUCGGCCUUCCGCUUCCUCCCCCCCUCUUGUUGGAGGACCGUGUUUCACCUCCUUGCUCUUGCUGCUCAAUUUCUCUACACUCUGACAGAAAAGGCAAGUGGGAGCCUCUUAAGCUAAUAGGACCAAAGGUUUUGUAGCUCCUCAGCAGCUGUUUUCUUGCUGCUCGGACAGACGGCGUGUCCCCUGUGAGCGACUGGCGGGGGGGGGAUUGGCAGUGAUGGCUGCUUAGACCUGAGCGAUGGACACCUGCGUCUUGACUGUGCUGUAUGUUUCAAAGCCUGCUGCUGUUACAUACACACACAUCACUGUGACUGUGAAAAUAAAAGAGAGUCUCCA